AUGGCGGCCACAGAUAUUCCUAUUGUGGACUUCAGUGCAAUGAGCCUAGAUAACAAAGAUCCUCUGUCGGAAAACGGCCAGGCUAUCAGGAUAGUAGCCAAUGAAGUUUACAGAGCUUUUAGCACAACUGGAUUUGUUUAUCUCAAAAAUCAUGGGAUUUCAAAAGAGACGGUAAGUACAGAGCAAAAUUCGAAAUUAAUUCGAACUUUAGGCCCCUUAUAGAAAAUACGCGACUUUUCUAACAGUGUUGUGUAAGUAAUGUGUUGUACACUUAUUUUCGAGGGUUAAACCUCCAAUCCAUGCUUAGUGGCUAGAGAGGCAACUUUCUAAUUUUUAUAUUAGUCUUUACAAGCUUAAUUGCGCAACGUGAAGUUUUUAAUUAGGAGCAAUAAUUAACCUCCAAAGUUUCAGCAUUAACUACUUUCCAUUUACAGUCACCACAGCUGUAUUAGAUGAAAAUGAAAAUUCUGUUAUGAUCAGCAUUGUAGGGCGCAAUCCAUUCAACCAAAAUUUCCGGAAAGUUGGGUCCAAAAUGGAUCAUGCCCAUAGUUAUAGGAGUUGUUAUGACAACAUAAUGGCAUUAUUAGUUAAUAUUGUACUGGCAGUCAUUUUCCCACAUUUGGAGGUCUUUUUCCAAAAAUUGUUUAUGGGAGCUUGUACCCACAAUAGCCACCUCACGUGGUUUCCUAAAUUAUUGUCCUCUGUUUCAUUGUCAUGCCAUCUAAAAUAAAAAUGCAAACCAUUCAAUACAGAAAGUCCAGAAACUGGGAAAUGAAAGAAGUUAAAUUCAAAAAGCCUUGCCAAGAACCAGGUCUGUGUGAUAUUUCAUACGCAAGAUAUUCGAAGAAGCAUUUUACCCAAAUUUAUAAAGCUUUGUAUGGAGUCGCCAUGUUAGUGUCUGUUUGAGGGGCACAAAUAUGGCUGCCGGAAACCAAUAGAAACAUAAGUCUUUGAGUUUUCUUGGGGGAUGCAAAAGUGCAAAAACGUCACUAUGAGGAACUCAUAACUAUUAAAGUUAUAUUUAUUCAGAGACAAGGAAUGUUUAGAUACAGCAAAAUCUAAAAAAAAUCGGUAAAGUUUUUAACCCAUAUAAUAGCUUUCCAGGCUGCCAGCUAAAUGCCGCAUCAUGCAAAAGCCUGAAAAUUCAAUCAUUCUCUAUCACAAAACAAAGAACCCUUUCAAACCAAAAAUUUGUAUAGAUGUCUAGGUGCUGUAAUACCUCAUGAAAGAAGAAACUCAGAAGAACUGAUGGUUUCUUAGUUUGAAUUUUGGUGGCGUAUUAUGAAAAACAAGAAUUAUAACAAUCAAAAAGAGUAAACUAUGUUAUUAUUAUUUUGCAAAAAUGCUGGUGAGAGCCCCUCACCUCAUGCUUAUCACUGCAGAGACAUCCUUUUUUCUUGUAAUUGGCUUAAGCUAUCCCCAUGAACUUUUCACGUGCAUUUUCAAAUGGAGUGAAACUAUGAGGUGAAAAUUGCUUUUUCAAAGAGUUCUUUUUCUCUUGAUAUUAACCAAUUAUCAUGGUUAAUAAAGGAAAUUGUACAGUUUUAACCUGCAUUUCAUCAUUCAUCUUAUAUGCUUGAACUUAUGUCGUACCACUGUGGAUAUUAGAUGUCGCAUUCUGUAAGUUUGAAAAAUUUAAUAUUCAUGGUAUUUUUAAUUUCCCAGAAACUUUGAAAGCAGUAUUCAAGACGUGGUUAGCACAUAGGCUUUGUACAGUGGUACAUUACAUUUGAUGGAGUUAAGUGCUCUAUCUAGGUCCUGUUAGAGUAGAAUUCUGACAGGCAACGUGGACUUGAAACAGCAACAUUUACACAAGACAGACAAAAUGAGUACAGACCACCCCAAACUAAUAAGGCAGUAACAAAAAUUAGCACAAAUACUAUGAGUAGUAAAAACAACAGAGUCAACAUCGCUUCCUCAUCAGUAAGUGAAACAGUUUUUGAAAAUUAGAGUUUUAGGAUAUAUGUAUCACUCCCCUAUUAUUCAGCCUCUAGCCUAGGAAGACCUCUUUGUUCUUUUUUGCAGGUUGACACAGUUUUUGAAACCUUUGAUCGGUUUUUUAACUUGAGUCCUGAAGUAAAAGCAAAAUAUGCUAAAACAGAUGUAACAUCAGCAAAUGGCUGGGACGCAGUGGAGAGAGAAAGGUAACUUUGUAUAUAUAUGAAAUUUUUUGCAUGUUCAUCAGGAAUGCAAUAAUUUUUCUAGAGAGUUUUAUCAGAAGGGAUAAUUUUCUGAGGUGCUAUUUUUGACUGUAGAAAAAUUGCAAAAAUAGUUUUGAUUCACAAGAAUAUAAGGUCCCAUAUCAGGGCUUGUGAUAUUUUGCAGUGGUGUAAUUUUACACAAGAGAUCUAAAAGACAUUAUCCAAUGGCCUCUCAUAAUUCAUUAAAAAUGCAUUUAAUCUGGACAAAAAAGCAAUAAUUGCAAUUAUUUAUUAUAAAUGCCAAUAUGUGUUUACUCUAACCAUACUGUUAGUAUUACAAACAAAUGGAGAAAUAGCAUGAGUUAUUGCCACAUGAGACUCCCUGGGAACUUCACAUAAUUUACCAAGAAUAUUUUUUUGCUUUUCGUGAAACAAGAAUCCAACAUCCUGAUGAAAUUCCUACACCUAUGAUGGAUACAUGUAUAUUAUUAUUAUGACAGAAAACAUCUUGACUAAGGAUUUGUCUACUUCUAAAACUAACCAAAGACGUGUACAUUUAUAGAUGAAUGUAGUUCAGAAUGAAAUUCAUGUUAGAAUGUUUUCAGUACUUAAAAAAAAAAACAAGCCGGAUUGUCAGGUUAAAAACUUGAGGCAAAGCCUAGAGUUUUUACGCCUGAUAAUAGACGACUGCCAGUUUUUUGAAUGGCUUCGAAAUCUCUGAUGUAGAUCAACUCAUUCUUACACUAAUAUUUAGAUUUGGUGUUAUUUUGGUUUAAAAAAUUGGACGUAAAGUUUAGUCAUGUCUUUAUCAGAUAUAAAGACACUCAUUAAACAUUAAUUUCUUUUGUUUUUUCUUUAUGAAUUAUUAAUGAGAUUAUGAAUCUCAGUUUGUCCUCUUACUGUCAGAGUAAAAGAGAAUUAUUUGGAGUUAAAGCUUUAAGUCAUUUUCUUUUCAGGCUUAACCCAGACAGACCGGGAGACUUAAAAGAGUCCUUUGAUGUUGAAUGCUUGGAUAAAAAAUUUGUAAGUGUGAAAAAUUACACACUACUUUUGUUCUGAUUUUACAGUUUCUGUUAUGUAACGUUUUUUUUUGCACCUGUUUCAUUUGCAACUUUUUAAUUGAACCUUAAACUCACAGAAAUAAUUGAUGUGUAAAUUAUCCGUAGAAUAUGCAAUACAUUGUCCAAGAAAGAGGUGAUGAGAAUAGGCGAAUUAAUCGGCCAGAUGUUGCCAUAUUGAUAUAACCCCAAGUUCGCUUAACUAAUGCAUAAUAAAAAUAAAUGUAUAGCAGCCACAAAAGAGAAUUACUAAUCAGAUCUUAAGAGUUCAAGGGCUAAAGGAAACAAUGUACAAUUCCAUGCGUGAAGGCUGUCUGCCUGUUUUUUACGAAAAAUGCAAGGUACAGACUCUGGGCCAAAAAUUAUCUUUAGCCUUUGCCUCAAACUGCCCAGCAUGUUUAUGUAAAGACUAAAAUUUUCUUGUUGCCCUAGGGAAAAAUAGGCUGAAAGGGACCACUUGAUCCUUCUAAGGGCAGGCCUUUUUUUGGCCAAUGAUUUUGUCCCGGGAAAUAUCAAUUGUUAUUUUAUCAUCUCCUUCUUUUCUUCAUAAUACUUGUGAUUGCACAGUGAUCAAACUUAAUUGUUGCUGCUUAAUAAUUAACAUUUAUUUUGUUAUUAUCACACAGAUGUGGCCAAACAAUGAGCUGCCAAACUUUUGUAACACAGUGAUUUCUUUCUACCAAACUGUCUCAGAUCUAGCUUUAAGAAUUCUUACUGUAAUGGCAGUAGGCCUGGAAUUGGUAAGUUAAUAGCCUAAAAAUGAAUUAAAUAAUAAGUAAGUUAACUUGAGUAAGUACAUGUAACCUUGUUUGUUUUAUUUAAAUUUCUGUUCUUGUUACUAAGAUGAUGGGUGCCUUGAUACACUGUACGUCUAGCUGUACCAUUCUGUCAAAUUAGACUCAAAAUUAUUAUUGUUUCAUUUUUUGGACUUUUUACAUGUUACUUUGUCUUCUUUGAACGUUUUACAUUAUGGAUCGAGAGCAAUCACCAUUUCUUGGUUCUGCAUGGUAAUUUUGGAACCCUUCAAAGUUAUCAAGAAUUUUAAUUUUGAAAACAAGCUUAAGAGAUGUCAGAACCAUUGUCAAGUUGCAUGCUGUGGAAGGGGGAGCAGGAAGUAUAAGUGAAUAACUGAACUGUCAUCAUCAUCAGUAGUUUUCUGUAGAGGAAGGCCUUAAAAAUUUAGGGUCCAUUAUUUUUCAUGCAUGAAUAAGGUAAAAGAGUAAAAAUUGAUAAAUGCAAGCUUAGAAAACUGGGAGAAAGAUUAAGCAAAAAACUAUUAAUUCUCCCCUCUGCACUUGCCUGAAAUUUGCACCAUGAAGGAAAACCAAGCAUAGUGCUUGAUUUGAAACACAAUUUGGGUACUUUGGGGCAGUAUCUCCUGGUCUAGAAUGGGUCGAACAUGAAAAAACAGUUUCCUUGACAUAAUAUACAUUUUUUACAAGUUCUAUGCACCAGUCUACAAGUUCUAUGUUGUUGUUUAGAUGUGAGGAUUAGGUUGACUACCCUUUAGGCAGUCAGUUAUUCAUGGCUUUCACAAGCUAAUACACAUUCUAAAGAAGUUGCGUCUGCUUUCAGAGUUACUAGGGACUUUAAGAUCCAACGACGCGACGGCGACAAGAAUGUCGCUUAAAAAGUGAAUUUGCGUUCUUUCAGUCUUUAUAACGAUUAUUCAUACCCACUUACUUUGUCAAUUGUAGGCGAAUCCUCCUGAAGCUGAAUUGCAAGGGACCAAAUUCAAGCUCUGAAAGAAAAUAAAAUUUCGUCGUUGCUUGUUUACGUCCUCCAUAAAACGCGAAAUAAGGCAUUUUCACGUCGUAGUCGUGCAAAAACGGGAAAGAAAUGGUCAAAAAAGUGUGAUGCACGUGCGAAGUUGUUGUUUUGCUAAUUAAACCAAUUGUUUUUUUGACGUCCUCGUUGCCGUUCGCGUCGUUGGAUCUUAAACUCCCUAUUAUCAGGUUGACAAACAUCAGUUAUUUUCCGUGGGCAUACUCCCAUAGAUAUAUGUAAUGGCCUAUACAGGCAAGGUUGCGACCAAAAAGGGGACCUUUUUCAGGCUUCAGGUAUAUCAGAGGGUAGGGUUUUCCUUGUUGAAAUGCAGUAAAAACCUGCGUGUAAGAACCUAGCGGUUUAAGAACCUACUGGCAGAAUUUCCCAUUUUUAUACCCCAAAAUAUAAGAACCUGUUUAGCUAAGCAAAAUUUAUUAGGUUCUUAUAUGUGAGUUAUGGGAUAUUUUCAUAAGCAUUUUUAACUAAGAAGUAUAACUUUGGUGACUUUGUGAAGUGAAGUCUGUAAUUGUUUAUUUUCUUUGGACCUUGUGCAUGUGUUCCUUGAAGUUCAGCCAUUUGAAACAUUAGUCCUCCCCUACAGUAAGAAAAAGCGUACUAGCCUCAGCUUUGUUUCAUCGUGUACCGGAAAGGUCUAUGUAAUGGUUCAAUGUAAAAAUUUAAUUGUUAUGGCUUACUGUAUUCGUAACUUAUUUUUUGGUAGCCGGGGAAUAUAGUCGGCUUUCUACGCUUCUCGUCUUUAGGGAACAAUCAUAGCUCCUGAUCGGAUUCUGGACAGAUUUUACCUCACCAGUAUAGAAUUUCUCUCUUUGAGGCGCGCUGACGUCGUUCCAGCAAAACGCAAAUAGCGGCGAGGUUUGAGGAUGACGACUGCAUUCGCAGGCUGGUAUUUUUUUUUUCUAAUUUGCUGUUUAUUUUUGCUGACAUUGAUCUUUUAGGAGCCAGAUGCAUUCACGCGCUACUUCAAAAAGAUGGGUACGUCGGAGGGUGCAACUCAACUUAGGUAUAACUUUUAUCCCAAAGUUGAAGAGUUGAAGCAAGUCAAGACAGACCAGAUAAGGUGUGGAGAGCACACGGAUUAUGGUGCUAUUACGGUUCUUUUUCAAGACAGCAUAGGGGGAUUAGAGGUAAGUAAAAGAGGUCUAAUAGAGAGGAGAAGUGUGAUGUCAUGUUACCAUGGUAGCAAAAUUUCUGGAUCACAGCAAUAGGGAGCUCAAGCAAUGAUGACGGCGACGGCAACGAGAACGGCAAAAAAGAAUAGGUUUAUAUUAGCAAAACAACAACCUUGCACGUGCAUUAUGCUUUUUUGUACAUUUCUUGGCCGUCGUUACACGAAGUCCUGCGACAUGAAACUUCCUAAUUUUACGCGCCCGCUUUAUGGAGUACAAGGUGAACACAACACAAAAACCUUUUUCUUUUUCUUAACGUAGGUACGAUCCUUUCGGAUUCAAUUCCAGAAAAGUUCGCCAACAUUUGACAAAAUAAAUGGAACAGAAUAAGAUCGAUAAAGUCUGAAACAGUGCAAAUUCACUUUUUAAGUGACGUUUUCGGUGUUUUGUCAUCCAGAAAUUUCGCUACCAUGGCAACGUGAUGUAAAGACUUCUCCUCUCUAUUCUUUACACAACUGUCUUGCCGCAGCCAUGUGGGUUUCUUUUGUUGAAAACUUUGACUUGCCGACUUUGAUUCACAGGUAAAGAAUGUUAAGGGUCAAUUUGUACCCGCUCCACCCAUUGAAGGAACAGUACUGGUCAACAUCGCAGAUUUGAUGCAAAGAUGGACGGCAGACAAACUUAAGUCUUCGGUACGCAAACCUCUCGUAUGUUCUUUGGUUUUAUUUAACAUCAGGCCUCGGUUGUUCAAACGUUGGAUAGCGCUAUCCACCGGAUAAAUCACUAUCCAACGGAUCAGUAUUACGAAAAUUAAUUACGGUAUCCGCUGGAUAGUGAUUUAUCUGGUGGAUAGCGCUAUCCAACGUUUGGACAACCGGGGCCAGGAGUAUAAGCCAGCGCGAUGCUCACAUGUAAUUCUAAAGACGAAUGGGUUCAAGACAUCAUCUGUCUGAUAGAUUUGUUUAACGAGGGAGGGAGGGAGGUCAAUCACUCCCCGACUCUUCCCCUCGCCCUGGAUUAUGCCCCCCUCUUAAAUGGCCACAAUUAAAGGUCAUAACACCCACUUUCGUAAACGUAGUCUCGUUAAACAGUGUAGCAAUUUUUUUUCCCGAAACGUCAUACGAAGUGCUUUAAUUCGCGUGCAGGUAAACAGAUUUAGCGCGCAAAAUAGCCUUUGGAGUUCCUUAUAUUACAGAAGGGUAAUUAAAAAAGUAACGCUCCACGCUAACUGUUUUCUAGGUCCAUCGUGUAUUAAUUCCAGAGUCUGAGCAAAGACGUUCUGUUGCCCGCCGCUCCUUAGUAUUGUUUACCGAUCCAGAUCUCAAUGAAGUUAUCGAAUGUGUGGAUGGCUCGAAUAAAUACCCGCCAAUCACGACACGAGAUUGGAAAAAGAAAAGGCUCUUGGAAACGUAUUCGUACUAG
This is a messenger RNA of Porites evermanni, 7515 nucleotides long. NCBI's taxonomy places the organism in Eukaryota, Metazoa, Cnidaria, Anthozoa, Scleractinia, Poritidae. The record is from the annotation of a GenBank genome assembly.